Messenger RNA from Rhododendron vialii, 2507 nucleotides. RefSeq names its product protease Do-like 10, mitochondrial. Gene Ontology annotation, molecular function: protein binding; serine-type endopeptidase activity. The transcript has 8 exons. NCBI's taxonomy places the organism in Eukaryota, Viridiplantae, Streptophyta, Magnoliopsida, Ericales, Ericaceae. The record is from RefSeq and is a predicted model, not a curated record. Gene Ontology annotation, biological process: proteolysis. Bases 151 to 1905 code for a protein of 584 amino acids.
CCCAAAGUGUCUAGGUCAAGAACAAUACUCCAGUUUUCCAAAACCGAAACCGGCGGGACGGCUCUCUCUCUCUCUCUCUCUCAGUCUCUCUCGUCACAACACACACAACAUAAACCCAUAGCUAGAGAGAGAAAACUGUAAACAAACCCAAUGCUACGCUCCGCCAGCCAUGCCUUACGCAGGCUCUCUUCAUCUUCUUCUCGGUCCUUGUCCACCAUCCACCCCCGCCCCCCCCGCCGCCCCAUCAAAACCCUAUCCUCCCUCUCCCCAUCCACCAACCCCUACCCUUCUCUCCUCUCAUCCUUCUCUAACACCCACAUAGCCCGUUACCAUCACGAUCAUGCAGCCGCCGCGUCGUUUACCGCCUCAACGGCGCCUGUACCGGAAGAAGAAGAAGCGGUGACUGAUGGUGACUGUGCUGGAGAAUGUACACAGGUUGUACAGGCCAGAAACACUACUACGCCCGCGAACAACGCGUCCAUAGACGCGUAUUCGGCGAUAGAGCUGGCACUGGACUCUGUGGUUAAGAUAUUCACGAUCUCCAGCAGCCCUAAUUAUGCCCUUCCCUGGCAGAACAAGUCCCAGCGCGAUUCUAUGGGUUCCGGAUUUGUUGUUGCUGGUAAGAGGAUCCUGACAAAUGCACAUGUGGUGGCUGAUUGUACAUUUGUGCUUGUAAGAAAGCAUGGUUCUCCUACCAAGUAUAGGGCAGAGGUCCAAGCUGUUGGACAUGAAUGUGACCUGGCUAUUCUGACUGUUGAAAGUGACGAAUUCUGGGAGGGUAUGACCUUUUUGGAGCUUGGUGACAUUCCUUUUCUCCAAGAGGCUGUUGCUGUAGUUGGUUAUCCUCAAGGAGGGGACAACAUUUCUGUUACUCAAGGAGUUGUGUCCCGAGUCGAGCCUACACAAUACGUACAUGGUGCUACGCAGCUGAUGGCAAUACAGAUUGAUGCGGCUAUAAAUCCAGGGAAUAGUGGAGGCCCAGCAAUCAGGGGGGACAAGGUUGCUGGGGUAGCCUUUCAAAACCUUUCUGGUGCAGAGAAUAUUGGUUAUAUAAUUCCUGUGCCCGUAAUAAAACAUUUUCUAGCUGGUGUUGAAGAAAGUGGAGAUUAUGUUGGGUUCUGCUCUCUAGGAUUGUCCUGCCAGCCUACUGAAAAUGUUCAGCUUCGAGAACACUUCCGGAUGCGUGGUGACAUGACUGGUGUACUUGUCAGCAAAAUUAACCCGCUUUCUGAUGCUCAGAGAGUGUUGAAGAAAGAUGAUAUUCUCCUUAUGUUUGACGGUGUUCCCAUAGCAAAUGAUGGAACUGUUCCUUUCAGAAAUAGAGAGCGGAUUACUUUUGACCAUCUAGUCUCUAUGAAAAGACCGAAUGAAAUAGCUAAAGUUAGAGUGUUAAGGAAUGGUGAAGAACAUGAGUUCAGUAUAACUAUUCGUCCGUUGCAGCAACUUGUUCCAGUACAUCAAUUUGAUAAACUUCCUUCUUAUUUUAUUUUUGCGGGCCUGGUAUUUGUACCAUUGACACAGCCAUACCUUCAUGAGUAUGGAGAAGACUGGUAUAAUACUUCACCCCGCCGAUUGUGUGAACGAGCACUGAGAGAACUUCCUAAGAAGGCUGGUGAACAACUUGUCAUUCUGUCUCAGCUUUUGAUGGAUGACAUCAACAUGGGUUACGAGCGUCUUGCUGAACUACAGGUAAAGAAAGUGAAUGGGGUGGAAGUAGAAAACUUGAAACAGUUGUGCAGCCUUGUGGAAGGCUGUACGGAAGAGUGUUUGAGGUUUGAUUUGGACGACGAGAGAGUGAUUGUGUUGAACUAUGAAUUGGCAAAAAUAGCCACUUCCCGAAUUUUGAAGCGUCAUAGAAUACCUUCUGCCAUGUCUGGUGACCUUAUUGACAAAGUGAAGGAUUGAGGAUUCUGCAAAUUUAUGGUGUCUGUAUCCCUCAUGGCUCGUACUUAUUGAUUCUCUAUUUGAUAACCGUAAGAGCUUCACAUCAUCAGUCAUCGCCCAAGUCAGUCAGCUCGUCUCUGUUUAACCUUUCUUUCAAAUUUGAAAUGAAAGUCAGAUGUGCAUCUCUAGUGAUAAAUUCCUGCAUCGGCCUGGUGUUGCAUGCUUGUUGGCGGCAGUGAACGACUGUAACAGUGAUGGUGCUGGGGGGUGGCGUUGAGGCAGUGGCUUCUUCUCCCUGCGGUGGCUUGUCUGCUUAUGUAAGACAAUCUUACAUGUAUCGUUAUCAUGAGGAAACCGUACAUCUAUGUACGUCUCACCACACACAGAGACCAGGUAAAGCCAGAUCCGUGAGAACCAUGGUUAACUUGUGCAAGAGGGGUCUCAAGAGAUUGAGAGGAGUUGAACUACAGCUCCCACGUUUUUAGGUAUGAAUUCUUUACCAACUCAUUUGGAGUUGUCUUAUUUGUGUCUUUAUGGGGUUUCUCUAUUUUGGCGGGAUGACUGCGUGAAUGGUUUAUUUAUUGCUCCCUCUGAUUUAUAAUAGAAUUCAAAAUUUCAACGCA